Molecule: messenger RNA, 564 nt
Organism: Falco peregrinus (peregrine falcon)
Lineage: Eukaryota; Metazoa; Chordata; Aves; Falconiformes; Falconidae
Product: DNA-directed RNA polymerases I and III subunit RPAC2-like
Exons: 5
Coding region: 66-410 (114 amino acids)
Biological process (GO): DNA-templated transcription
Cellular component (GO): RNA polymerase I complex; RNA polymerase III complex
Molecular function (GO): DNA-directed RNA polymerase activity; DNA binding; protein dimerization activity
Source: RefSeq, a predicted model, not a curated record
CGCGACGCGCUUCCGGAGGGGGGGGGGGCGCCGCGGGGGCCGCUGGGAGCCGCAGUCCGGCGGCCAUGGCGGAGGACGGCGAGAGGAAGGCCGCGCUGGAGACGGUCCAGGCAGAUGGGACAGAUGGAAACUGCGUCACGUUUGUGUUGCACGAUGAGGACCACACACUUGGCAACUCCCUCCGAUACAUGGUCAUGAAGAACCCUGAUGUGGAGUUCUGUGGCUAUUGCAUCACACACCCCUCAGAAAGCAAGAUCAACUUUCGGAUCCAGACCAGAGGAGCCCUUCCUGCUGUCGAGCCAUUCCGGAAAGGGCUGAACGACCUGAUGAGUGUUUGCCAACACGUGCUCAACACCUUUGAGAGGAGCAUGAAGGAAUACAGGGCCCAGAGGGAUGAAGAGAUGCAGUAGUAGUUGGGGAUGGCAGUCCCCAUGGUUGUGUGUAAUGUCUCUGUUGAAUUCCCCGUGUCAAGCGUUUUUGUUUGUGUGGUGUUUUUUAUGACUGCUUUGAUGCAAACCUGUAUUUUCUCUAAUAAUAAAGUUUAUGAAGUUUGGUGCCGCAGAA